AUGUGGGCACUCAGAAAUUCAUUCUCGAUACUGCGACAAAAUCCGCCUUCGAGAAUAGUGCGAUGGCAGAGAUUUUACGUGACAGCGAGCAAAUCCAAGUUAAACGGACACCAACUUAAAGAUCAAGAGAAGUUACAAUCACUGGGUAGAAGCCUAGGUUUUGAUAGGUAUGGUAUCUUGUUUGGGGAUUUCGAAGAGUUUUCCAAGUGUUUGUACCCGAAAAAGCAUAGCGUCGUGAAUUUUCCCGACGGCAAAGCAUACCAGCUGGCGCAUUUGCAGAUAUUGGGAGGUUCACUGCUACGUUUGAGCCUACUACGAAGCUUCCUGGAAGUUUUCAAAAAAAGCACGCAGGACGUGUGUGGGCUUGAUUUCAAUUACGAGGCUAAAAUGAGCCACUUGAGUGCUUCGAAGAGAUCGCCAGACAUGUUACUAAAACACUUCAUAAGAGGGCGUUAUGAUAGAUUGGCUCGCCUUCCGAUGCCUGAGAGCGUUGUGCCGUUGAGGAUCCAACGUGUCUUUGACCAAAGAUCUUUUCAUGCGGUGAUUGGCUACGUCAGCUUGAUUAACGAUGAAAAUGCCGUGAGUAUUUUACUGCGAGACAAUGUAGCUCGACCGGUGAUAAAGGGCGUAUUCGGUCACUAA
Messenger RNA from Lachancea nothofagi CBS 11611, 642 nucleotides. The record is from the annotation of a GenBank genome assembly. NCBI's taxonomy places the organism in Eukaryota, Fungi, Ascomycota, Saccharomycetes, Saccharomycetales, Saccharomycetaceae.